This is a messenger RNA of Musca vetustissima, 479 nucleotides long. RefSeq names its product histone deacetylase complex subunit SAP18 (gene Bin1). The transcript has 2 exons. Gene Ontology annotation, biological process: negative regulation of DNA-templated transcription. Gene Ontology annotation, cellular component: nucleus. NCBI's taxonomy places the organism in Eukaryota, Metazoa, Arthropoda, Insecta, Diptera, Muscidae. Gene Ontology annotation, molecular function: transcription corepressor activity; transcription factor binding. The record is from RefSeq and is a predicted model, not a curated record. Bases 30 to 479 code for a protein of 149 amino acids.
CAAUAACAACAAUUUGGACAACAUAAAAUAUGGCUAAUGUGGAAUCUAUGAUUGUAGAAGAAAAGCCCCAAAUUAAACAAAUAGAUCGUGAGAAGACAUGCCCAUUGCUUUUGCGAGUAUUCUGCUCGACUGGUAGGCAUCAUUCGGUGUCGGAAUAUAUGUACGGAAAUGUUCCUACAAAUGAGUUACAAAUCUAUACAUGGAUGGAUGCUUCGCUGCAUGAACUCACCUCUUUGGUUCGCGACGUUAACCCGGACACCCGCAAGAAAGGAACAUACUUCGACUUUGCAGUGGUGUAUCCUAACUUCCGAAACAACCACUUUCAGAUGCGUGAAAUCGGUGUUACAUGCACGGGUCAAAAGGGUGCCGAUGACAACAAGACGUUAGCUCAAGCGAAAUUCUGCAUCGGAGACUUUCUAGAUAUUUCCAUAACUCCGCCAAAUCGACUACCACCCAUUAGACGCCAACGACCAUACUAA